AUGGCUACCCUGCCACUGCCGCCUCAUCGUUCCCUCCUCCAUGGAGUCGAACAGCUGCCCCCGUACACUCCCCGUAGAGUGCCUCUGAAUGACUCCGAAACAGCGUCUAUACAUUCAGAUGCACCGUCAUACGUAUCCGCUGCUCCGUCCUACCACUCUUAUGUCCCAGCGUCCCACCGGCGGGCGAGCGAUGUACUUCCUAAUACUCCCUCGCCAGCAGAGAACCAGCAACGCCAACCACGUCCAGAGCCACAGCAGCAACAGGAACGGCAGACGACUCAGUCCCAAGGGGCACAGAAUAACACCGACCGGAAUGGUCUCCCUCCUACACCAAUUAAUUCAUCUAACUUCACCGCACGAUCCAUACGUAACACAUCGUCCAGCCUUCGCUCAGCGUAUAACUCAUCGGAAUGGGUACCGGUCACGGGCAGCUUGCAGUCACGUCACUACCGGAAUGUCGCAAACAGGCGUGUAACAAGUUCAUCCAACGAAAUUGAUGCGAUUUCAAGGUUCAUUUUCCCGGGGCUUUUCCAAACCACAACAGAUAUCACAACGUCUAGCAUUUCAGAGAUAGAGAACCGACCUUCUUCAUCAAGAAAUGCGGCGAUGCCGUUUUCUCUUGGACAAGCUCAUAAUUCGUCCACCAUAACUCUAGUUCGUUCUCCAACCGAAGAACCAUCUGCCACUUCUACAGCAAACGAGCGAUCAUCACCCACACAAUCGGGCAUACACCUCCCUCUAUCUCCCCAUGAGGAUCCAGAUCUAGUCGGUGAAGAAGCUGCGGCUCGCUUCCGAUCGCAACGGCUCUACAUGGCCUCACAGCAGGAGCUCAGCCGGGCCCAAUAUUUAACACCGUCUCGAAAUCACGCACAGCAGCAGGAACCACCCGCCCCGCCAGGAUUGGUAUAUCAGUAUAGCUCCCUAGUGUCACCGGCAUCUACGUCGAUUGAAUUCACGCCCUCUCCGGAACAGCAGCGACGAGCUCGUAUGACCAGCUCUCCUCCCACCUCAGAUAACUCGCUACUUCGUCCUAGGACAAGUAGAGACCGCAUUGAACCAACUAGGUCACGGAGUCCAGAGUCACAGCAGGUGAACGUUCCAGCCCUCACACCAGCACCUACAGUGACUCCCGUUUCCGCACCUAGUGCAACCAUCGCGCCGAAUGAAGGACCUGGACCCGGCCCGAGUACAGCUGCAAGAUACAACCGUAGAUCUCUCGUGGACCGUGACAGUGUCUUACGCGCUCAGGAAGCACAAAACUGGGACUUCAUGUUAGCCCAGAUGGCAGACGAAGGACGUGAGCGCAGCUGGAAACGGUACAAGGGACAAGUGGAGAAGCAGAUGCACGUUGCAAGGCAGUUGAAAUUGGGGCCGCUCCUGAUGGCUGGAUGGAGGAGGAGGUUAGAGGAAAGGAAGAAGGCAAAGUCGAGGGCCUUUCAUUAA
Messenger RNA from Microsporum canis CBS 113480, 1443 nucleotides. RefSeq lists its product as hypothetical. NCBI's taxonomy places the organism in Eukaryota, Fungi, Ascomycota, Eurotiomycetes, Onygenales, Arthrodermataceae. The transcript is spliced from 2 exons. The coding region runs from base 1 to 1443 and encodes 480 amino acids. The record is from RefSeq and is a predicted model, not a curated record.